Alternaria triticimaculans is the source of this 2292-nucleotide messenger RNA. RefSeq lists its product as uncharacterized. NCBI's taxonomy places the organism in Eukaryota, Fungi, Ascomycota, Dothideomycetes, Pleosporales, Pleosporaceae. Gene Ontology annotation, biological process: carbohydrate metabolic process. The record is from RefSeq and is a predicted model, not a curated record. Bases 1 to 2292 code for a protein of 763 amino acids. Gene Ontology annotation, molecular function: alpha-L-fucosidase activity. The transcript has a single exon.
AUGGUAUUCGGAAUACCCGUACAAGAGCGCAUACAGCUCAACGAAGAGACCAUCUGGUCUGGUGGCCCUCGAGAUCGUGUGAACCAAAACGCGUCCCAGACGCUUUCGGAUGUAAGAGACUUGCUCGCACGAGAUCAGGCAGGCGAUGCGGAAAAGCUGGCGAAUCUGGGUAUGAUGGGCACGCCCCAAAGCGUUAGGAACUACCAACCGCUGGGAGAAAUGGAAGUCUACUUUGAUGGUACUAGCGACUACGACAAUACGACUUACGAACGAUGGCUUGAUCUCGAAACGGCAACGGCAGGGGUCAAAUUCAGUGUCAAUGAUACGCUAUACGAGCGCGAGAUGUUCGUGUCAACCCCAGACGACGUACUUGUACAUCAUCUACAAGUCACCGGACCUCAGAAACUCUCAUUCCAGAUCCGCGUACACAGACCACAGGACGGCUUGAACGAGGCAUCUGAUCAGGACUGGAACGCGAACGGAGUUGCAUACAUGACUGGAGGGACUGGCGGUGUUGAUCCCAUUAUCUUCACAUCCGCUUUGGCAGUCAAUACCGAUGGCAACAUGAAGACGCUUGGCGAAUUCAUCGUCGUCGACAAUGCCACAGAAGCAACGGCUUACUUUGCGGCUUCUACUUCGUACCGAUCCAACGACACGCGCAUGGCUGUGGACAGCACUAUCCAGCGGGCUCGUCAAUACACGUAUGCCGAGCUUCGUCAGCGCCACAUCGAAGAUUAUGCACCAUUGUAUAAUGCCAGCGUCCUGGAGUUCACCGGAUCAGACGCAAACGCUAGUAGCAUUCCAACGGACGCGCGCAUCAACGCAACCCGCGAAGGAGCUGUCGACCCAGGGCUAAGCGCUCUAGGAUACAACUAUGGCCGCUACCUGUUGAUCGCAUCGUCGCGCAUUGGUAAUUUACCGUCCAAUCUCCAAGGUAUCUGGAACAAAGAAUUCAUGCCGCAAUGGGGCUCGAAGUAUACCGUCAACAUCAACCUCCAGAUGAACUAUUGGCCGGCGGAAGUCACUAGUCUGUCGAGCUUGCACACACCUUUGUUUGAUCAUCUGGAUCUUAUGCGAAAGGACGGCAUGCGCACUUCCAAGAAGAUGUACAACGCCUCCGGAUGGAUGUCCCACCAUAACACCGAUCUAUGGGGUGAUACUGCGCCUGUGGAUCGCUAUCUUCCGGCUACUUACUGGACAUUGUCGUCUGGCUGGCUUGUUACCCAUAUACUCGAGCAUUACUGGUAUACAGGUGACAAGGACUUCUUAGCUUCCAGGCUGGAUAUCGUCGCCGGUGCUAUUGAGUUUUACUUGGAUACACUACAGCCAUACAGCAUCAAUGGGACGGAAUAUCUCGUCACCAAUCCUUCUGUGUCCCCAGAGAACAGUUACAUCGCGGCAGAUGGAAAGACGUACUAUUUCGACAUCGCGCCAACUUGCGAUAUCGAGAUCCUCAACGAGCUCUUCACAAACUACCUCCGGGCGGUCAACACUUUUGAUAACGGCACCGUCGGCUCGUCGUUCCUGCAACGAGUCCGAGACACUCAAGCGAAACUUCCGCCAUAUCGCUACUCAACGCGCUAUCCGGGCACGCUGCAGGAGUGGAUGCAGGACUACGAGCAAGCAGAACCAGGCCAUCGCCACGUGAGCCACUUAUACGCACUCUAUCCAGGCACGCAGAUCUUCCCACCAGGUGCGCCAGGCUACGACGCCAAGCUCUUCAACGCCGCGGCUGCUACACUCGCAGACCGUCUCUCUCAUAACGGCGCUGGGACGGGAUGGUCGCGCGCAUGGACGAUCAACUGGUACGCGCGCUUACAGAACAAGACAGCGCUGGCUGAGAAUGUUUAUCAGUUCUUCAACACCAGUGUGUACAAUAAUCUGAUGGAUGUUAAUGAGGGUGUGUUCCAGAUCGAUGGCAAUCUGGGCUUCGUGAGUGGUGUGGCAGAAGCGCUACUUCAGUCGCACAUCGUGGAUGAAGAGGGUGUACGGGAGGUAUGGCUUCUACCCGUGUUACCUGAGCAAUGGAGUUCGGGAAGUGUGUCUGGACUGGUGGCUAGAGGUGGCUUCGUAUUCGAUUUGGAAUGGGUAGAUGGCAGGAUUAGCAAGAUGAAGAUGAUGAGUCGGGUUGGUGGUAGUGUGGUGCUCAAGUAUGAUGCUGGGUCCGGAAACAGCACAGUAGCUGGAGAUGUUGUUACGGCUAGCGCUGGGGCGAUUCAGGCAGUACCUGGUGGUAAGAUGAGGUUGGAUACGAAGGCGGACCAGAUGAUGGACUUUGAGUUCACGUGGUGA